AUGUUUCCAUUUACUAAAAGGUGGGACCCAAAGGACAAGCAUUGCUACGUGUCAGGAGGAAGUACGGGUCUUGGGCUUGCACUUUCUGUUCUGCUAGUAAAGGCGGGUGCUCAUGUUUCCAUCGUGGCACGUAAUCAGGAGAAGUUGGAUGAGGCCAUCAAGCGUCUGGAAAGCCUCAGAGUGCAUGAGGGGCAGAUCAUCAAGUCCUACUCGUUUUCAUUGAGUUCAGGAGACGAAUCGACAAGAGCACUCGAUGCAGCGUGCGCUCUCCAUGGAGGAAAAUCCCCAGAUGCGCUCUUCUUGUGUGCGGGGGCCUCUAGGCCGAGGUUUAUCGUCGACUCGACUGAACAAGAUAUGCUACAGGGGAUGGUGGAAGGCUAUUGGGUACAAGCUUGGUCUGCAAUUGCUGCCGUGAAACGUAUGGCGCAUGAAGGUGCGAAAGGAAAAAUAGUACUGGUCGGCUCGACACUCUCAUAUAUGGCAUUUGUCGGAUACGGCUCGUAUACCCCCGCCAAACAUGCGUUAAGAGGUUUUUCGGAUACUUUGCGCAACGAAUGCCUGCUUUAUGGCAUCGAUGUUCAUUUCUAUGCUCCAAAUACGAUGCAUACUGCUGGCUACGAGGUAGAGCAGCAAACUAAACCUUGGAUCACCAACAAAAUUGAGGAAGGAGACUCUCCAACCACCUCCGAGAAAGCUGCGGCAUCCUUGCUAAAAGGGGUGCAAAAGGGACAGGCACAUAUUGCCGGGGAUCUCAUUACCCAUCUCUUCCGGGCAUCAACCCGUGGUGCAGCACCCUACAAUAAUCCCCUUGUUGAUGGUAUCUUGGGCUUCAUAGCAUGGAUUGGAGUACCAAUUUGGCGUCGCUCUGCUGAUUCCGCUGUUCGUGCUCAUCGCACACAGCACGCAGAGUACCUCCGGCAAAUGAAUAGCUAGGUAGUCGAACGGACGGUUAGGGCGGAAUCGCUCUCCAGUGCAUCCCCGAGUAUUCCCCAACAUGAGAACAGGAAUGAUACAUUAUUGCCGUAGAUAUAAGUCCACUCUAGGACACAUAAUGUUUGAGAUCUUUCUCGUAUUUCCUAAUGCCCUCUUGGGUUCCUUGCCAACUCUCUGGAUGCAUGAGCUUUCAGUAGAUAAACCUAUCCGUGGUCUGAGAAUGGUCAGUUGAGUGGGAAGUCUACAGGACGCGGAGACAAGUGGAGACCAUCUAGUAAUUAGCGCUUGUACUGGUGGUUAUGGUAGUCACAUUUACUGCCCAGCAUGGGCUGUGUGACAUCUAGGUCGGAAGGAAUGGGAACCGUUAAGGAAGCCAAGCUAUGAAAUCAAAUAUCUGUAAUAUUUCAC
Cantharellus anzutake is the source of this 1341-nucleotide messenger RNA. RefSeq lists its product as uncharacterized. Gene Ontology annotation, molecular function: 3-dehydrosphinganine reductase activity. The coding region runs from base 1 to 933 and encodes 310 amino acids. The record is from RefSeq and is a predicted model, not a curated record. The transcript is spliced from 7 exons. Lineage: Eukaryota; Fungi; Basidiomycota; Agaricomycetes; Cantharellales; Hydnaceae. Gene Ontology annotation, cellular component: endoplasmic reticulum membrane. Gene Ontology annotation, biological process: sphingolipid biosynthetic process.